GUGAGCACAAAGCACCUGUUGCAGCUCCUCAGCCUCGACACAAGUCAACUGCGAAGACUCGUCUGCACCACUUGGAGCGUUUGAACCGACUGCUGCUGCUGCUGUUACACUUCAGAACAUCCGACACCUGAAGAGGACGAUGGCUUCCUUCACCUGCAAGACGCUGACUUUGUUCUUCCUCGGCAUGGCUCUGCAAGAGAGUUGUGGACUCCCCUUAUCAGACGGGGCAGAGCUGCCAGCUCAGGCUCUCCACCAACACAGAGUCAGGACCAAACGCUGCUCUUGUAGCAGCUGGGAUGAUAAAGAAUGCAUCUACUUCUGCCACCUGGACAUUAUUUGGGUCAACACGCCAAGUAAGCUCCUUCCUUAUGGCCUCGGAAGCCCUCCGUCUCGUCGCCGCCGCCGUUCAGCUGAGCGUUGCGAAUGCCUCAGGCCGACCGAUACAACCUGCUCCGGCUUCUGCCACGAAAGCUCAAAGAAUCCAAGGACAAACGUCUCGCGCCGAUCGGUGGAGUCUGGGAGCACAAACCGCAACAAACUGGUGGAAUCCUUCAGGUCUGUGGUGAAAUCCAACAUUGCGAUCGCGAAAGAGUUUCUGUCAUCAAACAAGAACCUGGGAGGACCAAACAGAGUGAGCAGCAGAACGAGGAGGUAGAGAACAGAGCGAACACCAGAGGCGUCAACCUCCAUGGAUUCGACCUCCAUGGGCCGGAGACUUCUCCGGCUACCUUCAACCGGGGGAUUCUACAGUCAGCGAGAGUCUCGGGCGAUGUGAAGGUGGAAGGACGGAAGGAAAAAACGGCAUUGGAUCGAGCAUUUGAUCAACAAAACAGUGCCUCGAAGGACUGGCAGCUCAGCGAGACAGAAACCCAGCAGCAAGAACAAUGCUGGGUGGAGACGUCUAGGGUUAUUUCUCGAACUCUCUUUGAACAGUUUUGAACAUAUCAACAGAGGUCAAGAAACGAUUCAUUGAAGCCGAGGACACGGAAGUCGGUGUCUGCCCUUUUGGGGAAACCACAUGAAGAGGGUUUACCGUGACGAAUCAGUCACCGAUCUCGAGUUCUUUUUGUUUUUAUAAACCCUCCGGUGGCUCGUCUGAUUGGGCAGCUUUGUAGGACCAUUACAUAUUCCAGAGUCAUAUCAGCUCUCAAUUGUUUGUCAAUGUUUACUCUGUAUACUACAUAUUCCUCUGCAUCAGAGCUGGAAUCUGCUACCUUAGCCAGUCGUUAGGGCCAAUAAGCAAAGUGAUUACCAGACACUACUUGAAGACGGCAGCUCGUUCAUUCUUUGCACAUCUGGCCUCAGUGGAAUGAAGGUCAUUUCUUUGGGAUUUGUCUCACAAACAAUUAGCUUUGUACAAGGUCUAUUGUCAGCUCCCACACGCAUCCAUAUUCACAAAACUUUCUGCUAGCAUAACAACAACAUUAGGUCUAUUGUGUUGGCCCCAGUGUUUAUUGCAUAGCUUCAGUUUAAUGUUUUGAUUUAAGAUAAGCCAGAAAGUUUCAAUGGCUUGCAGCUUGCCAAAAAAUGCAACAGUUGUUUUUCUCCCCUGACAAGUAUUCACCUAAUUCCUCUGUAAUUAGCCACUGGGAAACAAUGACUCUCGACUUUGCACUUUGUCUGUGGACUGCACUUUUUCUGUGCCGUAAAAUCCAUUUACUCCAAUCCAUGAUUGUCGUCACAGACACAUGGAAAUAUAAACCUUCUUUGUACCUAAACAUAUCCAUUAGCGUUGUAUAUGAUGGAGGUUUUUAAUGUCUAAGAUAUAACACCUGAAUUGUAUAUAGAAUGUAUUUAUUCUCUAACUUAUUCAGAGAUGUAUUUAUAUUUGUAUGAACAAUGCACUGACUUUUGUAUAAAAAUGCAAAAAAACAGA
This is a messenger RNA of Gasterosteus aculeatus aculeatus (three-spined stickleback), 1876 nucleotides long. RefSeq names its product endothelin 2 (gene edn2). NCBI's taxonomy places the organism in Eukaryota, Metazoa, Chordata, Actinopteri, Perciformes, Gasterosteidae. The record is from RefSeq and is a predicted model, not a curated record. Gene Ontology annotation, molecular function: hormone activity; endothelin B receptor binding. Gene Ontology annotation, biological process: vein smooth muscle contraction; regulation of vasoconstriction; intracellular calcium ion homeostasis. Gene Ontology annotation, cellular component: extracellular region.